Messenger RNA from Branchiostoma belcheri (Belcher's lancelet), 1656 nucleotides. RefSeq names its product DNA excision repair protein ERCC-6-like 2. Lineage: Eukaryota; Metazoa; Chordata; Leptocardii; Amphioxiformes; Branchiostomatidae. The record is from RefSeq and is a predicted model, not a curated record. The transcript is spliced from 9 exons. Bases 88 to 1656 code for a protein of 522 amino acids.
CCUACCCAAGUACGGAGCGGGCCUACCCAAGUACGGAGCGGGCUACCCAAGUUCAGGACCCUGUCGGACCCAAAGUACUGUGGCAAGAUGCAGAUCCUUCAGCAACUGUUGGAUGUGUUCCAGAAACAGAAAAAGAAAGUUCUGGUCUUCUCUUUCUACACAAAGUUGUUGGACAUCAUUGAGCAGUUCUUGAUGAGUACAGGAGAAGUUUACACCCGCCUGGACGGAACCACCAGAACUUCUGACAGGCUACGGAUCGUCAAGGACUUCAACUCCAACCCAAACAUCCUGAUCUGUCUCGUCUCCACCACGGCUGGUGGCUUGGGGUUGAACUUCACGGGCGCGAGUGUGGUCAUCCUCUUUGAACCCACCUGGAACCCGGCCAAUGACCAGCAGGCGCAGGACAGGGCGUACCGGAUCGGUCAGCGCCAGGACGUCCGCGUGUACCGGCUGGUAACCAUGGGAACCAUCGAGGAGAACAUGUACCUGCGCCAGGUGUACAAGCAGCAGCUGUCCGAGAUUGCAGUUUCCGACAAAACUGCUAGGAGAUAUUUCACGGGAGUAGCAGGCAGGAAGGACCAGCAGGGCGAGAUUUUUGGCAUCAGUAACAUGUUCGCCCUGCGGAUGGAGACCUCAUGUCUGACCAGGGACCUCAUCAGCCGGGUCGACCAGAUAGAGGGCGGACUGAAGAUCACCAAGUUUGUUAAGCCCAAGGAGAGGAAGAGGACAGAGGAGGACGGCAUCUGGGAAGAAGAGGAAGAGGAGGAUAUGGAGGAAAAUGAAGAGCAGGAAGAUGAGGAUGAGGAUGAGAGGAUGGAGCAAGAUGAGGAUGCAGAGAAGGAAACUGAUGCAGGAAGCAGCAGGAAGAGACGCCAUGACUCAAGGGAGGAGGCACAGGACAGAGACCCCUUCAGCAUGCACACCCUCGCCAGCCAGCUGCUACCUGAGGAUGACGUUGACAUGGCAACAGUUGGCAUGGCAACAGAGCAGAAGACCACACCUAGCAACAGGCUCUCCACUUCCUCAGAAAGCGAAGUAGAUGAUUCAGAUGCUGUAACAUCAAAAAGGAAAAGCAAAAUUGUAACUACUGGUCACAACAGGAAAAAGGAUGACAAGAAGAACACCAACAGGCUGUCCACUUCCUCAGAAAGCGAAAACAGCGAUGCAGACACUUCAAAAUCAGCAGCAAAAAGGAGAUUAAGCAAAAUGAAAACCAGUCUCAGCAAGAAAAAAGAUGAGAAGAAGAAAACAGCCAAAUGUUCAAGAAGUAGAACGUCUACUAGACAGUCGUUUGGGGAAGACAUUGCAGAGUUUUCCUCCUCUGAGUCUGAUUCAGCCCCACCUCGAGCAAAGAGGAAGACAGGGAAGUUAGAAGUUAAGGUUGUAAAAGGGAAGAACGUUGCCAGAAGGAGGUCGGUGUCUUCGAGAAGAGCUGUACGAGGAAGGAAAGGGAAGAUUGCGAGGACGGUGUCUGAUGUCUUCAGGGAGUGUGGAGUAGCGUACACCCACAGGAGUGAUAAGGUUGUUGGAGGCAGCAAGGCAGAAGCCCACAUGAGCCACCGAGCCAUGGAGGAUGUGUAUGAGCUGCACCAGUUCUCACAGCAGCCGGCUAACUUUGCUGCUGAGUUCCAGGAUGUAUUCCUUUUGGAGCCCUGA